UUCAAUACAACAAUGUUUGUAGGAUGCUCACGUGACAAAGUUCAUGUAUAUAAUGAAAUUUGAUGACAACAUUGUUCUGUUAACGAAACAAGAUGAACAUUUUACUAGCAGCACUUGUGAUACUGUCUUGUUAUUUACAGAUUUACCAGGUCCAGUCAAAACGAAUACGGAGAUGUUACCGCAAACCUGUGUGUGGUAUCAACGGGAAAACCUACACCAAUGAAUGUGUGGCAAGGCGAAGAGGUGUUAGCGUGGCAUGCAGGAGAAAAUGUCCCUGUAAGUAUGAUUGCAUCUGUACAAGAGAAUACCGACCAGUGUGUGGAGUCAAUGAUAAAACCUACAGCAACAGUUGUACGGCCAGAUGCGCUGGCAUUGCCCCUAAAUGUAGUGGAAAAUGUCCAUGUAAGCCAGACUGUAUGUGUACCCAGGAAAUGCAACCUGUAUGUGGGGCGAAUGGUAAAACAUACAGUAACAGAUGCAAGGCUACCUGCGCGAAUGUUAAAGUAAAAUGCAGUGGGCAAUGUCCAUGUAAAAAGCGUUGUAUAUGUACUAAACAUCUAGACAGAGUGUGUGGUUCAGACGGGAAAAACUACGGAAAUCCUUGUAUGGCCAAAUGCGGAGGUGCUAAAUUAAAGUGUAGGGGCACAUGCCCGUGUAAGGAAGACUGUGUGUGCCCGUUCAGAUUCAGUCCAGUAUGCGGGAGGGACGGACAAACAUACCUUAACUCGUGUGCAGCUACAUGCAAGCACGUUGAAGUCAGGUGUAGCGGGCAUUGUCCAUGUAAAGCGCAGUGUGUAUGUACUAAACACCUAGAUCCAGUGUGUGGCUCAGACGGACAAUCCCAUGGAAACCCUUGUGCGGCAAAAUGCAAAGGUGUCCAAGUAAAGUGCAAGGGCAGGUGCCCGUGUGGCGAUUGUUAUUGCCCUUAUAGCUACAACCCUGUGUGCGGCACGGACGGACAAACAUACCCAAACUCAUGCUCAGCCGCAUGCAAUGGACAAAGAGUACAGUGUCCGUGGGCCUGUCCUUGCUUUGUAACUGGAAAGUGAUCACACUUUGGACCAGAGAGAGGUGCUACACAAUGUAUCAUAUAUAACGGACAUACUAUAAAAUUCCCUUCUAAAAGUGUCGAAUUAUAUGAAUAUUUGUAUUAAUAAAUGAUGUUUUGUUCGGAAAUAAACAUAUCAGAGAAAUUGA
Molecule: messenger RNA, 1197 nt
Organism: Mizuhopecten yessoensis (Yesso scallop)
Lineage: Eukaryota; Metazoa; Mollusca; Bivalvia; Pectinida; Pectinidae
Product: serine protease inhibitor dipetalogastin-like
Exons: 9
Coding region: 93-1049 (318 amino acids)
Molecular function (GO): protein binding
Source: RefSeq, a predicted model, not a curated record